Molecule: messenger RNA, 1422 nt
Organism: Microsporum canis CBS 113480
Lineage: Eukaryota; Fungi; Ascomycota; Eurotiomycetes; Onygenales; Arthrodermataceae
Exons: 2
Coding region: 1-1422 (473 amino acids)
Source: RefSeq, a predicted model, not a curated record
AUGCUCGAUGAGAACCUCCCCACAUUCUUUGUGAAGCGAUCUUCGGAAAACCCGAAGUCUCACUCAACCCUCUUUGUCGCUCAGCAUGGAAAAGAGCCUCAGCCCGCGUACGCUGUCCGGCAUCUAGACCCUACGUUACAGACGUCUCGGAAUCGAUACGCGGUUGCCCUAUAUGAUGCCUUCUGCCCCGAUGCUCUAUACGGAGAGGUGCUCAUAGUUCCUAAAUGGACACACCCUACUUUUUCUCAAGAGGCAAUCAGGGCGAAUGGCGGAGUGCAGCCGCCGCCGGAGCCUAUAAUGCCCACCGAAUUUACUAUUCAGCUAUACAACCCCGAGCAACAAAUUAUGGUCCGUCAUAAACCCAAGACAUGGAAUACACCAGCAACAUGGGGGUUUGAGAUGCCACAGAGGACCUUCCGGGAGCCCUCUAAGUCGCAACUCGAUAAGACGCUUACUACUCCCGCAACAUCAGAUGCGACAUCCCGAUUACGUUUCAAUUGGCGGAAGGACGGUAGAAUGGGCUCUAAGGAGCUCGGCUGCUACUUAUCGGGGAAAGUUAUCGGUCCAAGUGGGAACUCGAAGAAGAACCGGGAACCUGACAUAACUGUCGCCAUCUUCAGCGCAUUUAAGGAAAUUACUCUGUACGAACCAAACUUUUCUCGAGUUGAGAUGGAAGAUUACAAGGGGCUAGAGAUUGUUCUUAUGCUAGGUGCAAUGGUCAUCCGAGAUGUAUAUUUCAGUCCGAUGAAGGAAGCAUUUAAUGUCGUUCACCCUUCCUCAAACCCUGCAAGCCCAAUAGACAGACCAAUAACCACUCCUGUGCCUUCAAGGCCCCUGAAUGGCGCGACCAUUAAGCCUCCAGUCGCUAGCCAUCCACCAAGAACCCAGCUGACCACCCAGACACUCCCUCAACGGCCUCCCCAGCGAGCUACUGAGCCUCCCCGCCAAAAUAUCCCCCUUGCUGACCCCCGCACGCAAUGGGAGCUGGACGCUGAAUCCCACGCGUUGAAACAGCAAAAUGAGGCAGAGAAGCGUUCACGUCUCAAAAAGGACAAGGAAGCCGAAAGACAAACCAAAAAGCUUCUGGAAGCUGAAGAAAAGGAGGCCAGAAAGCGUCAAGCGCAGAUUGAUAAAGAGACCGAAAGGCUAAAGAAGAUAUACGGUAAGGAAGAGAGUAAGGUACAUAGGCUGCAACAGAGGCAGCCACCUGCUCCCAGGCCAGCGCAGCCGCCACGCCAGGCCCAAGCACAGUCACAAGUGCAAUUCGUUCCUCCGAGACCACAGUCAGUCCUUGGUGGAUUAAGGCCACCACAGCAACCGCCGGCCCAGCUAAAAGAGAAACGGAGUAUAUUUGGCUUCCGAAAAAAAGAGAGUAGCGUUCCAACCAAUACACUCUUGAAGAAAAGGAGUUCUAUGUUUUAG